AUGGCGACCAUCGUGGAGAAGACGUCUUCCGGCAUCAUUUACAAGGCAUCGCAGCAGCGAGACUUUCCACAGCUUGACCUGUUGUCUCUCCUCUUUGACUCAUCAGCAUGCGGAGCGAAGGAGGACACGGUGGUCCACGCCGACGCUGCCGAUCCCAGCAAGGCAGUCAGUAAAGCCCAGCUUCGGCACUUGGUCAAGCGGCUGGCUUAUACCCUUCGUCAACGGUACGGCAUUGGUCAAGACGGGCCGGAAAAAGAUGUGGUGUUGUGUAUCUCGUCAGGACACUUCCUCUUGCCCUGCCUGUUCUAUUCGACCAUCGCGGCGGGCGCCAUCUUCUCGGCAUCAAGUCCGGCAUCCACGGCUACCGAGCUCGCUGGGCAGAUCAAGCAGAUCGGGGCAAAGCUCGUCCUGUGUAACGAAGACACCAAGGAAGUUGCUGCAGCCGCGGCAAAGCUGGCCAACAUUCCUGGCUCCCGAGUCCUUGUUCUGGGGUCGCAGCCGCACCUCGAACUCACCAACCUUGAACAGUCAAGACCCAUUCCCAUCUCCACCAAAACCUUGGAGUGGCAACGUAUCACGGACACGAAAGCCCUUGAAAACAGCAUUAUCUGCAUUCUCUUUUCGAGCGGGACCACUGGCUUGCCUAAAAUGUGCAGGCUCUCGCACACCAACAUGGUAAGCCAGGCAUGUCUUGUGCUGGAUCCGGCUCGAGAGUAUGAGAAGGCAAGGGGACGGGAUAUGUCGGCGGACUACCGGACCAUUGCCCACUUGCCGGCGGCCCACAUUGCGGGAGUGCAGGGCUACUUUGUCAACAGCUUCUAUGUGGGCGGCACCUUGUACUGGAUGCCGCGCUUCAACCUUGUCAAGUUCCUCGAGUACAGCAAGAAAUACCAGAUCACGACGCUCGUCUCGGUACCCCCCAUAUACCUGGCCAUUGCCAAAAGCCCUCUGGUGACCGAUCAGUUUGACUCGGUGGAGUGGGCUGUGGCGGGGGCAGCUCCCAUGGGAAAGGAGCUCCAACUGGCAGCGCGGAAGAAUCUGGGAAAAGGCAAGGCACAUCUGACGCAGACAUGGGGUUUGAGCGAGACGACGGGCGCCAUGACAACCAUGCCGCGAGGGAUCGACGACGAAACAGGGAGUGUGUCGAUGCUGGUGAUGAAUGGCCGGGCGCGCAUUGUUGAUGAUGAUGGCAAGGACGUGGAACCAGGGCAAGCGGGCGAGCUUUGGGUCAAGGGACCGAACGUGACCAAGGGGUAUUAUAUGAACGAUGCAGCCAACAAGGAGGCCUUUGUGGAUGGGUGGUUCUGCACUGGGGAUAUCGGGCUCUUUAAAGACGGCAAGUUUUAUAUCGUCGAUCGAAAGAAGGAACUCAUCAAGUACAAGGGGCUCCAGGUGGCACCGGCCGAGCUGGAGGCCUUGUUGGUCAGCCAUGCCAAGAUUGCGGAUGCGGCAGUGAUUGGUGUGGACGGUGAAGAGACUGAAGUUCCUCGGGCGUAUGUCGUGGCUGGCGAUGCGACUCUCAAGGCCGAGGAGAUUGUAGAUUGGGUUGCCAGCAAAGUGGCCAACCACAAGAAGCUUCGGGGAGGAGUGGUGUUUAUUGAUGCCAUUCCCAAGAGUCCGAGUGGAAAGAUUUUGCGCAAGGAAUUGCGGCAGUUGGCCAAGAGGAUAGACAAGGGGAGCAAGCUGUGA
This is a messenger RNA of Neurospora crassa OR74A, 1689 nucleotides long. RefSeq names its product 4-coumarate-CoA ligase 1. Gene Ontology annotation, biological process: secondary metabolic process. The record is from RefSeq and is a predicted model, not a curated record. The transcript has 4 exons. Bases 1 to 1689 code for a protein of 562 amino acids. Gene Ontology annotation, molecular function: CoA-ligase activity. Lineage: Eukaryota; Fungi; Ascomycota; Sordariomycetes; Sordariales; Sordariaceae.